Molecule: messenger RNA, 1889 nt
Organism: Hydractinia symbiolongicarpus
Lineage: Eukaryota; Metazoa; Cnidaria; Hydrozoa; Anthoathecata; Hydractiniidae
Exons: 2
Coding region: 718-1791 (357 amino acids)
Source: RefSeq, a predicted model, not a curated record
UAUUUAUGAGAAAUACAGUGCCGAUCGCGAGUAAAGCUACACAUUUUCGAGAGUAAGAGUACAAAAAUAAAACAGUGAGAGUGCGAGUAAUUCACUCCCGAGUACAACGCGAGUACAACUAAAAUGAUAUUACUCGCAUUUUUGUUAAUCAUACUCUCAAUGAUUAAUUAUAUUUUUACUCGCAAGUGUACUCACAUAAGUACAGUUUUUAAAGUCAAAGUAAUACGCGCGUGAACACAUUUAAUUUUUUUGCGAGAGAUAUUAAAUUGUAAACGUUAAAAAAAUCAAGUUAAAAAAAUUAAACUUUUUUUGCGAGAGAUAAUAAAUUGUAAACUUUAAAAAAAUUAGGUUAAAAAAAUUAAACUUUUUUUGCGAGAGAUAUUAAAUUGUAAACUUUAAAAAAAAUUAAGUUAAAAAAAUUAAACUUUUCUUGCGAGAGAUAUUAUAUUGUAAACUUUAAAAAAAUUAAGUUAAAAAAAUUAAACUUUAAUUUUAAAUAGUGAAAAAGACUGUGUUGUUUAGAAAGUAAAACAAAUUUAUUGUGGCAUAAAAAAACUGAGAGUAAGAGAUUACAUGUUUUUUUUUAAUUUUUUUUUUGCCUAUUAAUAAAAAGUCUGUGCCCAGAACUACGUUUCAAUAUCAUCAAAAACAUUGAGGAUAAAAAGAGAAAAAACAAACAACAACAAAAGUAUAGUAAAAAAUGUAUUAGUUGUUAAAAUGAAAGUAUAUAUACAAAUAACUUUUACCGUUCAGUUUAAAAACAAUAAAAAACGGACAACAGGCGAAACAUUAGUAAAACCUCAGAAGAAGUUCGUCAAAAAGGAUAGUGCAGCUGUUGAUAAAAGACAACCUUCAUUAGUAGAAAUAAAUUACAAAGUCCCACAACUAAAUUACCAAGUUGAUUUUAGUGAUGUUUUACGAGAACCGCGGAAGGCACAAAAUGGUAAAGUAGAAAACACCGCCGAAGAACCGCCAAAGGAUAAAGUGGAAAACACCGCCGAAGAAACGCCGAAGACGCAAAACGAUGAAGUUGAAAACACAUUCUCCUUUCUAAAGUUAUUGGUUUCACCUGGAAAACCACUGCCAUCAUUUUCGCCACCUACUUCGACACUAUCCACUUCUAUUCUUCCCGACCUACCUUUUUCUCCGCCUUCACCAGCCAGACCUCUGCAAUCAACACCUGCCGUUAGAACAACACUUUUUCCGAAUUAUCCCGAGCAAACAAAGCAGUGCACGUGCGAUUGUGCUGCUAUGCGACAAAUCAUUGAAAGACUAGAAAAGCGACUAGCUGCGUUGGAAGGGAAUGCAAUUGCCUUAUCCGCAAACUUUAUCGACGACAGUGACGAAGCAUUACCUUCAGUCCAGGGGUUGUCUCCACUAAAGGCGAUGCAGAGGACGAAUAUUGAUGAUGACGAUUUUCAAAUAAAUGAAAGAUUAAAUAGAAAAAAAUACAAGGUGGACACAGCUCCUACUAUAGAAAUUCCGACCGAAUUCUGGCCGAUAGCCAAUGAAGUGAGACAAGGGGCGACAUCUUUCAAAAACUUUAGCUAUCUGUUGCUGGCUAAAUUAUUUGACCACAAGGAGCUUGUAGGAAGAAAUUGUCGAGGAGUUAAAAAACCUGCGAUUGAUGGCUACAAACAAGAUAUUGUUAAAGCUUUUUGUUGGAAGUUUUAUCCAACCAACAUGGCUGCACCGGGUGCAUGGAGGGACUGUCAACGUGCAAUUGAUGAAUUUAUACGACGUAGCAACAGAACAAAGAAAAAUUAUAAAUCAUGCAUGUUGCAGUCAUAAAACUCUUUCAGUUAAUAACUUUUUUGUAAAUAUUUUUUUAGAUGUAAAUAUUUUUUAUUUUUAGAUUUUUUUAAAAAAAUAUAUCAUUAAACAUUAAA